CCAACGUGCCCAUGUCGUCGAUCGAUGCGCGUCUUGCCGAACUCGGGUACGUCCUCCCGGGCGUGACCACACCCAAAGGCAACUACAAGCUCGCGGUGCGCUCGGGCAACCUGAUCUUCACGGCGGGCCACAUCGCAGCGAACGCAACCGGUGAGCAUCUCGUCGGUAAAGUCGGUCAGGAUGUCACGAUCGAAGCUGCGUACGAAGCUGCGCACCUCGUGGCACUCUCGCUCCUCGCGACGAUCAAGGCGGAGCUCGGUGGCGACCUCGGCAAAGUCAAGCGGAUCGUCAAGACGAUGGGCUUUGUCAACUGCGUCGAUGGCUUCACGCAGCAAGCGUCGGUCAUCAACGGCUGCUCCGAUACGUUUGCCAAGAUCUUUGGCGACCACGACGUUGGCGCCCGCUCGGCGGUCGGCACGAACGCGCUUCCGCUCAACGCGCCCGUUGAGAUUGAGCUCAUUAUUGAGAUCGACGCGUGAACGACUACGACCUAUCGCUUUCACUUUAGCCCUAGCCCACACCCGACGACCUGAAAUUGUCCAUAUAAUACCCACGUUUGGCUUUUGACGCUUCGCCAUAUAUUGUGUGUCAUCUAUGGUGGGCAUUCUUCUCGAA
Messenger RNA from Saprolegnia diclina VS20, 615 nucleotides. RefSeq lists its product as hypothetical. Bases 12 to 479 code for a protein of 155 amino acids. The record is from RefSeq and is a predicted model, not a curated record. The transcript has a single exon. NCBI's taxonomy places the organism in Eukaryota, Oomycota, Saprolegniomycetes, Saprolegniales, Saprolegniaceae.